UCUGAUGCUGACAUAAAUAAAAUGUGUACAUUGUUAUUGCAGUUCUGUCGAUCUAACUUCAGUUAUCUUUAGCAUUUGUUGAAUUGGUAGCCUUCUCUGUGGAAAGAAACAAUGUAUAAAGCACAGUAUGACUUGAAAUCCAUCCAUAGUUCUGAUCUGUUUUGAUUUUUUCUAUUAUUCAAGUUGACCCAUUCCAAAGAUAGCAGUAUUUCAUUUUUUUUUAGGUUUAGCAGUAUUUCAUUGUCUGCAGAGUACAUCUGCUGUUCGCUGUUGAUUUGACUUGCAAUCACAGCGUCGGUGUCCUGUUUGGGCCGUCCAUUUGAGCCCCGGUUGGGCCCAUCUCAGCCCACGCUUAUCUACUUUUGUGAAGGCAGGCGGGCGGGGGAAGACGAACUGCCAUGCCCAUUGUAGAAAAUCCCCGCCACUACGAGCCCUAGCCGCCCACAUUCCCGCCAAAACAAGAACCUAGCCUCCUCCGGCCACAAUCUCAACCCCGCACAGGAUGCCGAGGAAAGCAAAGCCCGCCGCCCAAGCCGCCGCCGCCACCGGCGUCCAGUACUGGCUUCUGAAGACGGAGCCGGGCGAGUGGUCGUGGUCCGACCAGGCGAGCGCCCCGGGCGGCGUCGCGCCGUGGGACGGCGUCCGCAACCACCAGGCCAUGAAAAACCUCCGCGCCAUGCGCACCGGCGACCGGUGCCUGUUCUACCACUCCGGCGCCGGCGCCGCCUCCCGCCGCGUCGUCGGCGUCGUGGAGGUCGCCCGGACCUGGUACGAAGGGGAGGGGGAAGGGGAGGGGAAGGAGGCAGCGGCCGGCGGCGCCGUGGACGUGCGGGCGGUGGGGGAGUUCCGCAACCCCGUCCCUUUGGGUGAGAUCAAGAAGGCGGCGGGCGAGGUGGAGGGGAUGAGGGACUUCGCGCUGCUCCGGCAGCCGCGGCUGUCGGUGAUGCCCGUGCCGGGCAAGGUCUGGGACUGGAUUUGCGACGCGGGUGGGGGCUUCGUGCAGGACGGCGAAGCUGAGGAAGAAGAAGGUUGAUGCGGCAACCGUAAGUCGAGUGGUUCUUGCUGCAGGGUGACAUCGCAACUGCAAGGCUGCAUUUUGUGGAGUCCUUUUUUGGCCUGCAAGGGGAUUGCUAAUUGCCGUCAUGGCACCCCUUCUUCAGAAGAGGGAUUGUAUCAGUAUCAGCAGUAUUCAGUUCAUCGCUCUUCAGUGUUUUGGCAUCUCGUAACCGAAGUCUGCCGAACAAGGCGUGUUGGUGCAGUUACUAGUUGCUCUGUAAAUUCAGUGGUUGAUGUGGCUGGAGUAGCUUGUGCUCUAUCACUAUUGUUGCGUGCGCCUCCUUUUGUAGCUUGUGACUUCCUGUAAUCAGGUAAUCUACUUUGAAGCAGGCAAGUUUGAUGCACGUUUCACUGAACUUUGAAGCAGGCAGUUCGUGCUUUCGAUGGUA
This is a messenger RNA of Panicum virgatum (switchgrass), 1445 nucleotides long. RefSeq names its product thymocyte nuclear protein 1. The record is from RefSeq and is a predicted model, not a curated record. Bases 503 to 1033 code for a protein of 176 amino acids. NCBI's taxonomy places the organism in Eukaryota, Viridiplantae, Streptophyta, Magnoliopsida, Poales, Poaceae. The transcript is spliced from 2 exons. Gene Ontology annotation, cellular component: nucleus.